AUGGCACAUAGAUCAGUCUCCGACCCGUCGAGGGAGCCAUCUGCUCCCCGACUAAACGUCGACACCGAAAAGUACUCCUACGACCAUGAUGAAGAAUACGGCUCCCACUCAGAAAUCUCCUACUCCACUUCUGCCUCAGACUCUUCAUCCUCCAGACCUUUCCUCUCACAGACAAAAUACAGAAGGAGGUCGAGAGUUCAGCUCUACAGAGUCCCCAAUUCCAUCAUGAGAUGGGUAUGUUUGGGCGUGUUUGCCGGGCUGGUCCUUUUUGUCUUCACCCUGUUCAGAGUAACGCUGUCCCAGGCCAUAUUCAAGAUUCCAGCUCCUCCGCCACCAAAUAUAUUCAAACCACAGCCGCCUGAAUGGGAGAAUUUCCCGUUCUUGCAACGGUAUUAUGGAGGGAUUAGGACUUUGAUGCCAAAGAACGAAAGCGUUCCUGAAUACCCCGGCGAGGAUAGAGGGGAGGCUGCCUCUACAGCCGAUGAGCAAGUUGAUCCGGAAAGGGUGGUUAAAAGUUCACCGUUCAACCCUUAUCCUGGUUACACGUCCAAGCCCUAUGUUGAAAAGUAUGGGAAGAAGGUAGAUUGCUUUGUGGAUGUCGAUAGAAAAGUCUCUAUUCCUCUGGUCCAUCGGUACAGUGGAAUUCCAAGAGGGUUUCCGGAUAAUGCCAUGGGGUCCAAUGAGAUGCUUGGACUCGAUACUGAUGUAUGUUAUGAUCGGUUCGGCAGACUCGGGCCCUACGGUCUGGGGUAUGGAGUUAGAUCGGGUGGUAGCGGCGCCGGACUAGAGGGUGAUCGGUCUGGGGUAGACCAGAUGUGGGAGCAUGUUUCUCCGGUCGACUAUCGAAAGGUCGACUGGGCCAAAGCCCAAAAACAGUGUCUCUAUGACAACCGUCAUCGGUUCCCUGCCCCUCCACCCUCGAAGACGGAUAGGUUUCUAGGCAUGACCGUCGGAGAGAAAGCUCCACGGGGCGCAGAGGCUACUGCUACAGAUGGAUCUAAAAACUCUAGCACCCCUACCACUACGAAACUUCCUCGAACUGCGUUUAUCAUACGAACCUGGUCAGACUUCCAUUACGACACAGAGGCCAUCUUGUACCUGCGCUCGCUCAUCGCAGAACUAUCACUCUUCUCUGGAGGAGAAUAUGAUGUUCAAUUCUUGAUCCACGUCAAGGAUGACAACCUGCAGAUUUGGUCUGAUGAAGACACCUACAAUCGUGUUUUGCGAGAGUCAUUGCCGGACGAGUUUCAUGGCAUGGGCACACUAUGGUCCGAGAGACAGAUGGGCCUCAUAUACGGUGGCCUUGAAGAGACGUUUAUGAGAAAUCUUCCCGUUCAUGGGGUAUACCGUAGCACAUUUAUGCCCGUUCAAUAUUUCGCUCAUCAACAUCCUGAAUACGACUAUUUCUGGAACUGGGAGAUGGAUGCUCGCUACACAGGCCACUGGUAUGACCUGUUUAACAAGAUGCGUCUGUGGGCGAGGGAACAGCCUAGAAAAGGUCUGUGGGAACGGAACAGUCGAUUCUACGUUCCUUCUGUGCAUGGGUCAUGGGAAGACUUCCGCCAUACAGUCAGAGUACAGACUGAACAUGGAACAAAUAGCCCGAAUAACAUGUUUAGUGCACCGUCGAAGGAUAGACCAAAUGGCCAUCGACCGACGGAAAGACAAGGCGAUAAACCUAUCUGGGGCCCUGAACGACCGCCGUCACAAGAGGAUGUGCUUGAACUAGAAGAUGAUGGCAUCCCACCUACCACAUAUGAGAAAGAUAAAUUCGAGUGGGGCGUUGGCGAAGAAGCUGACUUAAUUGUCCUCAACCCCCUGUACGAUCCUGAUGGCACGACAUGGCUUCUCAAGGACGAUAUAACAGGAUACAACAAGUCAGAAGACGCACCGCCCCGACGAGCAGCUAUCAUAGCCACUUCCCGUCUAUCCCGCAAACUUCUGCUUACAAUGCACAAGGAAACAAGUCUGAAACGACACCAUAUGUUUUCUGAAAUGUGGCCACCAACUGUUGCCCUUCACCACGGCUACAAGGCCGUCUACGUGCCGCACUCUGUCUACAUUGACCGUCAAUGGCCGACGACAUACCUUGAAUCAGUGUUCAAUGCAGGCCGCAACGGUGCAACAGGCGGCGCCAGAACAUCCGUAUUCGGUAACCGUGAACAUAACUUCAGAGGAACCACAUGGUAUUACUCUGCUGGCCACCCAGAGAAUGUCUGGCGACGAUGGCUGGGCUACAAAUCUAAUAAUGAUGGAGGGGAAGAAUACGAACUCGCGAAUGAAGGGAGGAUGUGUUUGCCUCCUAUGCUCCUACAUCCUAUUAAGGAGGUGAAUAUGGUUAUUGAUAACGCUGGGAGAUCAUGA
Messenger RNA from Microsporum canis CBS 113480, 2364 nucleotides. RefSeq lists its product as hypothetical. The coding region runs from base 1 to 2364 and encodes 787 amino acids. The record is from RefSeq and is a predicted model, not a curated record. The transcript has a single exon. NCBI's taxonomy places the organism in Eukaryota, Fungi, Ascomycota, Eurotiomycetes, Onygenales, Arthrodermataceae.